UUUACAGAUGUCGUUUGCAAGCGAACCUGAAGAUAAUUCUGCUCCUACUAUCACAACACUCAAAAUCUUGAUCAUCGGUGAAAGUGGUGUUGGAAAAUCAAGUCUGAUGUUGCGUUUUGUGGAUGAUACUUUUGAUCCUGAAUUGCCUGCGACGAUAGGUGUGGAUUUUCGAGUAACAUCAAUGAAUAUCGACGGUAAUCGCGUAAAAUUGGCUAUAUGGGACACCGCCGGACAGGAACGAUUCCGAACUCUCACUCCCAGUUACUAUCGCGGUGCACAGGGAGUGAUAUGUGUUUAUGAUGUGACAAAUCGAGGAUCCUUUGAAAAUCUCGACCACUGGAUGACUGAAGUGGAGACCUAUAUAACCAAAGGAGACGCGGUCAAAAUGAUAGUAGGAAAUAAGAUCGAUAUGCCGAGUCGUGAAGUAUCUCGUGAAGAGGGUCUCAAGUUCGCAAAGCGUCAUCGCGCUCUUUUCAUCGAGGCAAGUGCGAAGACAAAAGAAGGUGUACAAUGUGCGUUUGAGGAGCUCAUAGAGAAGAUCAUCCAAACACCAGGACUCUGGGUGAGUGACCGCCCAGCAUUUCGUCUUGGUCAGGACACAGCAAACGCCAGUGAUUCUUACUGUGGAUGCUAAUUUUCUUUCCUUUGUUGAAAUUUGGCAGAUCUUGUAUAUAUCACACUACCACAUUCUUAUGCUGCGCUAGGUUACACUACUCCUUUUUUUCACUUGACCCGUGCCAGCAUUUUUUGAAAUGAAAGCAGUCAUAGUGCACCAGUUGAAUCCCUGUGCAUAAGAAAAAGAAAUGUAAAUAUCCUUAUUCCCGGUUUUCUCCAGAGAGUUUCGUGCCUAGUUAUACGUUUUUACGAUGUUUGUCAAAACAGUCAUCUGCUUGUAAGUCCUUUCGAUAUCUCACACAUCUUGGCUUUUUCUUUAUUCAGUGAUGUUAAUGCUACUCAUAUUGCUGGGUUUCACCAUUUUAGCCAAGUUCUCAGGAUUACUUAUAUAAAACACCUAUGCUUUCCGAAUGUAAAUAAAGUUUCAUCUAG
Cylicocyclus nassatus is the source of this 1047-nucleotide messenger RNA. NCBI's taxonomy places the organism in Eukaryota, Metazoa, Nematoda, Chromadorea, Rhabditida, Strongylidae. The record is from the annotation of a GenBank genome assembly.